ACUAUGAUUCGGCAUCCCAUCCUUCACAAACUUCGCGGUUCGCAGUCCGCGUAGCUCGAAAUGGUGCGUUUCAUCUCUUCCUCUUCAACACUUCCCACACUGAUACAGGUGCGUUAGCAGAGCUCCAAAGACUGCGUAUUGAACUCCCCCAAUAGCCUCUUCAACACUUACCUCCCUGACACAGGAUAUUAUAUUUUCGUAUAUAUCAGGCCAUGGAGGCAAAUACUGUCCGCAAUGAAGAUGAGGUUGAAGAAGAAUAUGUAUUGCUUGAUCUUGAUUCUGCUUACUCGCAGUUUGACAUUCCACCAAACGCACCCUAUGUUCUUUCCGGUUUGAACACAGAGCAUCCUGUAUUGACUAUAGGUGACAAAUUGAACUUGAUUGGAGAAUAUCAGGAAACGGUUGGGACAUGCCUUAUUUUUAAAGAAGAAGUUGCUAGCCCUGUGGUUCAUGAAGAAACGGGACCAUCAGAAGCAAACCUUUUUGCUGGCAAAUGCAUAGUGGAUCCAAACCAACCUCAAAGCAAGCAAGUAAAACCAGUUACGAGCCUGCACCGGAUUAUAAAAUUUAGAUUGGCACCCAAUGUUGACUCUGAUGAUGCAUCUAAACAGACUCCGGAUCAGGUGCAACAUACAGUGCAUUCAAUGGGGAAUGACCAACAUGAGAAUCCGUAGUCAACCCUAAGCUUGUGUCGUAUAAACAAGGAUAACUUGCAUGCCGAGCUAAAAGCUGAAUGUUGUUGUGGAGCCUCUUUCUGAUAAGAUUUUUUUCUUUUCCUUUCGACGUAGUUGGCACCAUGAGCUUUUUGUAAAUUUGAGCCAUGUGCGUUUUAGUUUCAGAAAAUGAAAAAGAAACUUAUUCGUUAAGGCUUGACCAAGCCAUCACAUUUGCUGGCCUUCAAAAUAUAAAAUUAUUUAUCUUUCUUUUGUGUA
Molecule: messenger RNA, 932 nt
Organism: Prunus persica (peach)
Lineage: Eukaryota; Viridiplantae; Streptophyta; Magnoliopsida; Rosales; Rosaceae
Product: general transcription factor 3C polypeptide 6
Exons: 6
Coding region: 213-674 (153 amino acids)
Biological process (GO): transcription by RNA polymerase III
Cellular component (GO): transcription factor TFIIIC complex
Source: RefSeq, a predicted model, not a curated record